Molecule: messenger RNA, 456 nt
Organism: Helobdella robusta
Lineage: Eukaryota; Metazoa; Annelida; Clitellata; Rhynchobdellida; Glossiphoniidae
Exons: 6
Coding region: 1-456 (151 amino acids)
Biological process (GO): translation
Cellular component (GO): ribosome; cytosolic small ribosomal subunit; nucleolus
Molecular function (GO): small ribosomal subunit rRNA binding; structural constituent of ribosome
Source: RefSeq, a predicted model, not a curated record
AUGGGUCGUAUGCACGCUCCUGGUAAAGGUAUUUCCCAGUCAUCGCUUCCAUACCGUCGAAGUGUUCCAACAUGGUUGAAGUUGAGUUCUGAUGAUGUCAAAGAGCAGAUCUACAAAUUGGCAAAGAAAGGAUUGACCCCAUCUCAAAUUGGUGUGAUUUUGAGAGACUCUCAUGGAGUUGCCCAAGUAAAAUCUGUCACUAGCAACAAAAUUCUAAGAAUUCUGAAGGCCAAGGGUCUAGCCCCAGAAAUUCCAGAGGAUCUGUAUUUCCUGAUUAAGAAAGCUGUUGCCAUCAGAAAACACUUGGAAAGAAAUAGAAAGGACAAGGAUGCUAAAUUUAGACUUAUUUUGGUGGAGAGUAGAAUCCAUAGAUUAGCCAGGUAUUACAAGACCAAAAAGGUUCUUCCUCCCACCUGGAAAUAUGAAUCUUCCACAGCGUCAGCUCUUGUCUCGUAA